GCUAGAAAACUGUUCUGUUCUCGGAGGUUAAACAACGGCAUUUAGAUUUGGUAAUGAAAGACGAAUAUUUAUUUGAUGUAACCCCAGGCAAAGGGACAUUAUGAGUGCUGAAGGCUCUGUGGUAGAUGAACUACUAAGGAUACAUGAUUCCCCAACAUUACCAGAGGAAGCAGAGCAUUCUGGGAAUACAGUGAAUGAUGAAUCAAGCGAAGAUCAACCUCAAGAAAAUAACAACUCUCCUCCACGUGAGCACCACCUGAUGACUACAAGAGAACUCCAGCUUUACUGGCAGAAGGAGAAAUAUGAUGGAAAACCAGUUAGGCUUCUUUUUCAAAUCCAGUCAACUCGCAUUGCUGAGGAUUUUCUGUCCAAGUUUGUGCUGUACAAGAUUGUGAUCAUCAAGACAGGAAGUUUUGACAGAAAAAAAGUCUUCAUUGAACGGAGAUACUCUGAUUUUGAGAAACUUCAUAGAAACUUAUUAAAAAACUUUAAGGAUGAAAUGGAAGAUGUGGUCUUCCCAAAGAAAAUUCUGAUGGGAAACCUUACUGAGGAGAUCAUUCGUAAAAGGAUGGUUGCCCUUAGAGACUACCUUGGAGAGCUGUAUGCUAUACAAUGUGUAAGGAAAUCCUUUCAAUACGCUGCGUUUUUUAUAGAAUCAGAGUUAGAGGAGGGCUACAGCUGUAUCAGAGGAGGGCAAUAUAAGAGAGCUACAGAGUCACUGCAACAAGUUCUCUAUCUUCAAGAAAAACUGGUUGAACACUGUCCAAUCAUGAUAGUGCAAACUCUAUGUGCCCUAGUUGUGUGUCAUAAAGAUAUGGACCAAUUAGAAAAUGCUUAUGAGAUUGGAUUGAGAGCACUGGAACUUUUAGAGAAACACUCAAGGCACAGAUAUUACAACCCAUUAUUGGACACUUUGAUUUCUCUGGCAUAUAAACUAGAAAAAGACUUCCUGUCUUUACGGGAAAAAUUAGAAAAUGGGGACAAUAGGUCCAGAAGGUCUGGCUAUGAAGGUGAAAUGAUCACGCUAAAGGAGCUUGUAGUGAAGGAGAGGGUAAAUACAGAAUAA
This is a messenger RNA of Nanorana parkeri, 1066 nucleotides long. It is a transcript of the gene SNX20, whose product is annotated as sorting nexin 20. Gene Ontology annotation, molecular function: phosphatidylinositol phosphate binding; protein binding. Gene Ontology annotation, cellular component: early endosome membrane. Gene Ontology annotation, biological process: protein transport. The coding region runs from base 101 to 1066 and encodes 321 amino acids. NCBI's taxonomy places the organism in Eukaryota, Metazoa, Chordata, Amphibia, Anura, Dicroglossidae. The record is from RefSeq and is a predicted model, not a curated record. The transcript is spliced from 4 exons.